GUAAGAAAUCUUCACAAAAUGAAGAUCCUGCUGAUUAUAUUUGUCCUAAUUCUUUGGAGUGAAACAUUGGCAGAUCAGAGCCCAGGGCCAGGCCCUGAGUAUGCAGAUGUGGUGUUUCUGGUGGACAGCUCUGAUCACCUGGGAAUUAAAUCCUUCCCAUUUGUGAAAACAUUCGUCAACAAAAUGAUCAACAGUCUCCCCAUAGGGGCCGACAAAUACCGCGUGGCCCUGGCCCAGUACAGCGACGAGCUCCACAGCGAAUUCCAGCUGAGCACCUUCCGGAGCAGGAACCCCAUGUUGAACCACCUCAAGAAGAACUUUGGGUUCAUCGGCGGGUCCCUGAGGAUAGGAAGUGCUCUCCAGGAGGCUCACAGGACUUACUUCUCUGCACCCACAAAUGGGAGAGACAAGAAGCAGUUUCCCCCUAUUUUGGUGGUCCUGGCUUCGGCUGAGUCUGAGGAUGACGUGGAAGAGGCUUCGGAGGCCCUGCGGAAAGACGGGGUGAAAAUCAUCUCUGUGGGGAUGCAGAAAGCAUCUGAGGAAAACCUGAAGUCCAUGGCCACGUCUCAGUUUCAUUUCAACCUUCGGACGGUCAGAGACCUCAGCAUGUUUUCCCAAAACAUGACGCAGAUCAUCAAGGAUGUAACAAAGUACGAGGAAGCAGCAGUCGAUGCUGAUGCCCAAGUUCCCCUCCCCAUAACCUGUGAGAAAGAUUCACUUGCUGACCUUGUGUUCCUGGUGGACGAGUCACUUGGUACCAGCCAAAAUUUAAGGAACCUUCAGAGCUUUCUGGAGAACAUUAGUAGCUCCAUGGAUGUGAAGGACAACUGCAUGCAGCUUGGACUGAUGAGCUAUAGUGAUAGCGCAGAGGCCAUUUCUUUUCUGAAAUUGAGCACAACCCAAUCUGAAUUUCAGCAGCAAAUCCAGAAACUUUCUCUCCAGGUUGGGAAAUCCAGUACUGGGGCUGCCAUCGAGCAGAUGAGGAGAGACAGCUUCUCAGAGUCAAGUGGCAGCAGAAGGGCACAGGGGGUGCCUCAGAUUGCAGUCCUGGUCACCCACAGACCAUCAGAUGACAAGGUGCGUGAGGCUGCACUGGACCUUCGGCUGGAGGACACCACUGUGUUUGCCAUUAGCAUCCAAGGGGCUAACAACACCCAGUUAGAAGACGUAGUGUCUUACCCGCCGGGACAGACCAUUUCCAUGCUGGAGUCCUAUGCAGACUUGGGAACUUACAGUAAAAACUUCCAGAAAAAGCUCCGAAAUGAAAUAUGGUCCCAAAUUUCUACUCAUGCUGAACAAAUGGAACUUGAUAAAACUGGCUGUGUGGAUACAAAGGAGGCUGAUAUCUAUUUCCUCAUUGAUGGCUCAACCAGCAUCCAGAAAAAGCAGUUUGAGCAAAUCAAGGAGUUUAUGUUGUCAACAAUAGGAAUGUUUAGCGUUGGCCCAGACAAAGUCCGAGUUGGAGUUGUGCAGUAUUCAGAUAAGAGGGAAGUGGAAUUUAAUAUUGCUGACUAUUCUAAUGACAUUGACUUAAGCAAGGCUGUUGCUAACAUCAAGCAACUAGAAGGUGGCACUUAUACUGGGGAAGCCCUGGAUUUCAUACUGCCAAUAAUAAAAAAUGGAAGCAAAGAUAGGACAAGUGGGGUUCCCUGUUACCUCAUUGUUCUGACUGAUGGGAAGUCCUCGGAUAGAGUCCUGGAACCUGCUGAGAGACUAAGGGCUGAGCAAAUCACCAUCUAUGCAGUUGGCAUUGGGGAUGCUGAAAAAGCAGAACUGCAACAAAUUGCUGGGAAAGAAGAAAGGGUUAACUUUGGGCAGAACUUUGAUGCUUUAAAGAGCAUAAAAAAUGAAGUUGUUCACAGAAUCUGCACUGAAAAAGGAUGUGAAGACAUGAAAGCUGAUGUCAUGUUUCUGGUGGACAGUUCUGGAAGUAUAGGACAUGAAAAUUUUGAGAAAAUGAAAACCUUCAUGAAAAACCUGUUAACUAAGAUUCAAAUUGGUGCAGACAAAACCCAAAUUGGUGUUGUUCAGUUCAGUGAUGAUACAAAGGAAGAGUUCCAGCUUAAUAAAUACUUUACACAGAAAGAAAUUUCUGAUGCAAUAGACAGAAUGUCUCUCAUCAGUAGAAACACUAUGAUGGGACAUGCACUUACCUCUAUAGCUCAGUAUUUCACUGGCCCCAUGGGGGCCCGUUCUGGAGUCAAAAAGUUUCUCAUCCUCAUCACAGAUGGAGAAGCACAGGAUGCUGUGAGAAAUCCUGCUAGAGUUCUUCGGGACAAAGGUGUGACCAUCUUCUCUGUGGGGGUAUACGGUGCCAAUAGACCUCAGCUAGAGGAGAUCAGUGGGGAUGGCACCCUAGUUUUUCACGUUGAGAACUUCGAUGAUCUAAAGACAAUAGAAAGUAAACUCAUCUUUGGCAUAUGUGCUCGCCAUGAUUGCAAAAGGAUUAAACUGUUAGACGUUGUGUUUGUGCUGGAUCAUUCAGGCAGCAUAAGUUCACCACAGAGAGAACACAUGAUGGACCUAACUAUCCAUUUGGUGAAGAAAGCGGAUGUUGGCAGGGACCGAGUUCAGUUUGGAGCUCUCAAAUACUCUGAAUAUCCAGAAAUUCUUUUCUACCUUAACACAUACCCAAACAGUUCAGCAAUCGUUGAGAAUCUGAGGAGGCGCAGGGACACCGGAGGGAGAACCUUCACUGCCAGGGCUCUCGAGCAUGCGGACACCCUGUUCAGGGAGGAACGCGGUAGCCGCAUCAAACAAAACGUGAAGCAGAUGCUGAUCGUCAUCACCGACGGGCAAUCUGAUGAUCGAACGCUGCUCAAUGACACAGCGCUGAAGUUGAGAAACAAAGGCAUCACCAUCUUUGCAGUGGGUAUAGGAGCGGCCAACCAAGAGGAACUUGAGGCUAUGGCAGGGAAUAAAAACAAUACUAUCCAUGUGGAUAAUUUCGACAAACUGAAAGAUGUUUACAUGCCUGUACAAGAAAGUAUGUGUACCAAUGCACAAGAGGUCUGUAACCUUCAGGAAGCUGAUGUAAUUUUCCUUUGUGAUGGCUCUGACAUGGUAUCUAAUUCAGAGUUUGUUACCAUGACAACUUUCUUGUCAGACUUAAUUGAUCAUUUUGACAUUCAGUCUCAAAGAAUGAAAAUUGGUAUGGCUCAAUUUGGAAGCCGCUACCAGAAAAUUGUUGAGUUGAAAAGCUCUCUGACGGAAACCCAGUGGAAGACUCAAAUCCUAACUGUCUCCAAGAGCAGUGGGUUUCCACGAAUCGACUUGGCCCUCAGAAACGUGAUCAAUAUGUUUAAUCCAUCUGCUGGUGGGAGAAGAAACGCUGGUGUCCCUCAAACUUUGGUUGUUAUCACAUCAAGUGACCCCUACUAUAAUGUGGCAGAUGCAGUAAAAACCCUGAAGAGCCUUGGAAUCUGUGUCCUGGUUGUGGGCAUAGGAGAUGUUCAUAAGGAACAGCUUCUCCCCAUAACAGGCAAUUCUGCAAAAAUAAUCACUUUUAAGGAAUUUAAUAAAUUAGAGAAUGUGGAUGUGAAAAAAAGAAUGGUUCGUGAAAUCUGCCAGAGCUGCGGGAAAACCAAUUGCUUUGUGGACAUAGUGGUCGGAUUCGACAUCUCUACUCACCUGCAGGGGCAGCCUUUGUUCCAGGGCCACCCCCGGCUGGAAUCCUACCUCCCAGGCAUCUUAGAGGACAUCACUUCCAUCAGGGGGGUGAGCUGUGGGUCAGGUGCAGCGACACAGGUGAGCUUGGCCUUUAAGGUGAACAAUGACGAAGGUUUCCCUGCCAAGUUCCAAAUCUACCAGAAAGCAAUAUUUGACAGCUUGCUACAAGUCAAAGUCAGUGGGCCAACUCAUCUGAAUGCACAGUUCUUGCAGUCUCUGUGGGACACAUUUGAGGAUAAAUCUGCAUCCCGGGGACAGGUGCUGCUUGUCUUUUCAGAUGGUCUCCAGAGUGAAAGCAGCAUAAUGCUUGAAAAUCAAUCGGACAGGCUCAGAGAAGCAGGACUUGAUGCUCUGCUGGUGGUUUCCCUUAACACAACUGCUCAUCAUGAGUUUUCCAGCUUUGAAUUUGGAAAAGGAUUUGAUUAUAUGACUCACCUGACCAUUGGAAUGAGAGAACUGGGCAAAACACUAUCACAGUACCUGGGAAACAUUGUGGAGAGGACUUGCUGCUGUACAUUUUGUAAGUGCCCAGGGGUUCCAGGAACUCAGGGGACCCGAGGACUACAAGCCAUGAAGGGUUCUUCAGGUGUGAAAGGCAGCAGAGGACACAGGGGAGAGGACGGAGACCCUGGAAGACGAGGAGAUAUAGGACCCCAAGGAGAUAAAGGGAUUUCAGGAUGCGUAGGGGAGCAGGGUCAGAAGGGAACCAGAGGAUUCCCUGGACAGAAGGGAGAACAUGGAGACGAUGGCAUUGAUGCAUUUGAUGGGGAAGAGGGCUUUCGUGGAUUUCCUGGGAAAAAGGGAGAAAAAGGUGAUCCAGGAUCUCAGGGAAGCCCAGGUUCCAGAGGCCCCCCUGGGGGACAUGGAGAGAAGGGCUUCCCAGGAGAUCCAGGCAAUCCAGGACAAAACAAUAACAUCAAAGGACAAAAGGGCUCCAAAGGAGAACAAGGAAGACAAGGUACAACUGGACAGAAAGGGACACAAGGCAGUCCUAGUUCCAGAGGAAGCAGGGGAAGAGAAGGCCCAAGAGGACUCCAGGGUGCCCCAGGAGAACGAGGAGAUCCUGGACUUCAAGGUACACCGGGAGCUGAAGGAUUACAAGGCCUGCAGGGGUUAAAUGGAAAUCCUGGCAGCAAAGGAGAAAAAGGAAGCCAGGGCCACAAAGGACCUCAGGGUUCUCCUGGGCUAGUGGGAGCUAAAGGGAGCAUCGGAAGACCUGGACUUUUGGGCAAAAAAGGAGAACCUGGAAUUCUUGGAGAUCCGGGGCCAGUGGGGCAAGCUGGACAGCGAGGAAUACAGGGAGACUCUGGCAAUCCAGGCUAUGGUCAUAUGGGGCAGAAAGGAGUAAAGGGCCCAAGAGGAUUCCCAGGAGAUAUGGGGCAGAAGGGUGAUGUUGGUGAUCCUGGAAUUCCUGGGGAACCUGGACCCAAAGGAUUUAGGGGACUGACACUCACUGUAGGCUCGAAAGGUGAAAAGGGAUCUCAGGGACACCAAGGGCCUCCUGGACGGAGAGGCAUUAAAGGCAUGCCGGGGCAGCCUGUAUAUUCUCAAUGUGAUCUGAUCCAGUUCAUGCGGAAACACAGUUCUUGCUGGAGAGAAAAGUGUCCAGUGUAUCCAACAGAGCUGAUAUUUGCCCUGGAUCAGUCCUCUGGUAUCACAGAGCAGAGAUUUAAUCAAACAAGGGACAUGAUCACUUCCAUUAUCAAUGACCUUAACAUCAGGGAAAAUAACUGCCCUGUAGGAGCAAGAGUUGCUGUUGUUUCCUAUGACUCAGGCACCAGCUUUCUCAUCCGUUGGUCCAACUACCAUAGGAAGAAGCAGCUUCUCCAGCAGCUUUCCCAGAUAAAAUAUCAAAGCAGCACAGAGGCCCGAGACAUCGGUAAUGCAAUGAAGUUUGUGGCCCGCCACGUUUUCAAGCGGACGUAUGCAGGAGGCAACGUGAGGAGAGUUGCUGUGUUCUUUAGCGAUGGUCAAACAGCCAGUAGGUCGUCCAUCAUCACGGCCACCAUGGAGUUCAGCGCCCUGGAUAUCAGUCUGGCAGUCUUUGCUUUUAAUGAAAGAGUUUUCCUCGAUGAGGCUUUUGGAUUUGAUGACACUGGGACAUUUCAGGUGAUUCCAGUUCCUUCAAAUGGGGAAGAUAAAACAUUAGAAAGACUUCGGCUUUGUACACUUUGCUAUGAUAAAUGUUUUCCAAAUACUUGCACUCAAGAGAUUUUCUUACCUGAAAAUUCAUACAUGGACGUAGCCUUCCUCUUAGACAAUUCUCGGAAUAUAGCAAAUGAUGAAUUUAAGGCUGUGAAAGCCUUGGUGAGCUCAGUGAUCGACAACUUCAACAUUGCUUCAGACCCUUUAACCUCAGACUCUGGUGAUAGGAUUGCCUUGCUAAGCUAUUCUCCUUGGGAUAGUUCCAGGAGAAAGAAAGGUGCAGUAAAAACAGAGUUUGAGUUUACAACUUAUAACAGCCGAGUCCUAAUGAAGAGACACAUCCAGAAUUCCCUCCAACAGCUAAAUGGAGAAGCCACAAUUGGUCGUGCCCUACUGUGGACCAUGGAAAAUCUCUUCCCAGGAACACCCAACCUAAGAAAACACAAAGUCAUUUUUGUGGUCUCAGCUGGAGAAAAUCAUGAGAGAAAGGAAUUUUUAGAGAAGAUGGCUCUGAGGGCCAAGUGUCAGGGCUAUGUCAUAUUUGUGAUUUCACUGGGCUCUACCUAUGAGGACGAUGUGGAGGACUUAGCCAGCUACCCACUUGAUCACCACUUGAUACAGCUUGGACGAAUGCAUAAACCAGAUCUGGAUUAUAUUGUGAAGUUCUUAAAACCAUUUGUGUACUCAGUCAGACGAGGAUUCAAUCAGUACCCACCACCAAUGCUGGUGAGUGCCUGCAGACUCAUCAAUUCAGAAGGACAAGAUAAUCAAAAUGGUGAUCACCAAUUUACUACUGAGCUACUGGAGAUUUCUUCAGGAGAGAAUGGCUUCAUUGAUCAAGAAUUAAGUGCUGGGAAAGGCUCAUCUUUUAUGUUAGACGACAGUGGAAGUGACCAUUUGGUUUAUCUUCCAAGCCAAAUUUUUGAGCCACAGAAAUUAGCAAAUAAUUAUGAAAAACAUCAGGAAUCUGUAGACAUUGCAAGUCUCACUUCUGGACAUGAAAAUCAUGGCAGAAAAGAAGAACCAGGCCUUACUAAUGGACCUGGAGAUGCCUCUCUUCAAGAAUACUACAUGGAUGUGGCUUUCCUCAUAGAUGCUUCCCAAAGAGUAGGAAGUGAUGAAUUUAAGGAAGUGAAAGCUUUUGUGACCUCAGUGCUUGAUUACUUUCACAUAGCUCCAGAUCCACUGACCUCCACCGUAGGAGACAGAGUGGCUGUCCUGAGCUACUCUCCCCCAGGCUACGUGCCCAACAGUGAAGAGUGCCCCAUCUACCUGGAAUUUGAUUUGGUUACAUAUAACAGUAUAUAUCAAAUGAAACAUCAUCUCCAAGACUCUCUUGAGCAACUCAAUGGAGAUGUUUUUAUUGGCCAUGCCCUGCAGUGGACACUUGACAAUGUCUUCGUGGGAACCCCCAAUCUGAGAAAAAACAAAGUUAUCUUUGUAGUAUCUGCUGGCGAAACAAACCCAUUAGACAAGGAAGUCUUAAGAAACGUAUCUCUGAGAGCCAAAUGUCAAGGCUACUCCAUAUUUGUGUUUUCCUUUGGUCCCACACACAAUGACAAGGAAUUAGAAGAAUUAGCCAGCCACCCCCUGGAUCAUCAUUUAGUACAGCUUGGCCGAACCCACAAGCCAGAUUGGGACUAUAUCAUCAAGUUUGUCAAGCCAUUUGUUCAUUUAAUCAGACGUGCCAUCAACAAAUAUCCCACGAAAGAUCUGAUUGCCACAUGUGUUAACAUCACCUCUCCCAACCCAGAGAACGUUGGCACAGACACUGUAUUACUUAUUCCUGAGGUGUAUGAAAUAAAGACAGAAAACAGUGAGCUGUUUGGUGAAACUGGUUCCCAGGAGCAAUAUUUCCUUGUAUUAGGUAACAAAUCUAGUGGUUCUGAGAUUGCUACCGAUUUGAUCCAGAAGUUAUACAAGCUCUUUUCAAUUGAGGAAUUGAUGAUGAAAGACAAGCAAGAGGUACAUUCCGAAGAAAUUACAACUCCAGUGAAUGAUGAACAACAAGGGAAAAAAGAUGGUAAAGACAAAAGAUGAUCAUAGCAGAAAAGAAGAUAGCUCCAUUGGCAUGUAUAAUUCCACGUGGUUCUAACCAGAAAUUAUAAAGCAUCUGUUAGAGGUGGAGUGGUAAAUGGCAGGAAUUUUUCAUGAAAACAAUUGGCUAAUAGCAUGCUAAAUUUGCUCUCCUCCUCAGAUCUGAGGGGAAGACUUUUCUGAGUGAUCAAUGAGGAGACCUGAGAAACUAGGAAUGAUUUCAUUUCUCCUGAGAAUUGGGAAAACUGACCUGGAAGAGUUAACUGAAUCUUCUUUGACAGCUCUGCACAGUUCAGACGUCAAUUUUGAUGAUAUAUCUGCCUAAGAAGAGUUUUGUCAUGAUUUUCAUCACAUCUAUAUCUCAGAUUGGACUCCUGAGUGAAAAGCAUUUAGCAUUAGAGUUUCCUAAGAAAAUCUUCUACCUGUUCUUAGAACUGGAAACCCAUGCCCAUAUCUUCAGUUCUGGUAUGACCCUAAUACUGCAUCUGGCACCGAUUGCUCUGUAAAACCACCUGUCAGGCUGCUACCACCCCAAGUCAAUGCUUUCCCUUUACCAGGGUAUGUACAAAAGAAUGGAUUGGGUGAAAAAGAAAAAAAUGAGAAGAGGCUAAUUUUACAAACCACUAUUUUGUGCUGUGAUCGUUUGCUUUACAUUUUAGCAGGCUUUGCUUCGUGUAUAUUGAAUUGUUGCUGCAAUAAGAAAAUUAUGGAAGCGCAUAAAUACGCUGUAUGACCAGAACAGUUCUUGGGAAUUACAAUGUAGUAAGAGACAAUUUCUAAAAUAGAAACAAGUCUGACCUGGAAGUGUGUUCUGUUCAUUUUUAUUCAACUGUGGUCUAAAAGACCCAUUAGAACACCAGUACAGGACUAAACAUAUUUGGAACAUUUACAUAAAAUGUAAAAUUAGCCAACAGUGAAUUAGUUUUAAAAAUCAUUCCCACUAUAAAAUAUAUAC
Molecule: messenger RNA, 8806 nt
Organism: Lemur catta (Ring-tailed lemur)
Lineage: Eukaryota; Metazoa; Chordata; Mammalia; Primates; Lemuridae
Gene: COL6A5
Product: collagen type VI alpha 5 chain
Exons: 40
Coding region: 19-7854 (2611 amino acids)
Biological process (GO): extracellular matrix organization
Molecular function (GO): extracellular matrix structural constituent conferring tensile strength
Source: RefSeq, a predicted model, not a curated record